GAUUUCGGUGACCUACGGUCGAGCUGCCAGUCGAUACAAGUAUUUACAAACAAACACACUUGUUAGACGGAACAUUUCAAAUAGUAGUGAGUGACAUGAAAUUAUCAAAAUGAACGGAAAAAGUGAAAAAGAUAUGGAACUUACUAAUACCAAUAAGAGCACCGUAGAAGCAAAUGGAAAUAGUGUGAAAGAUAAGGAAGAAGAACCAGUGUCUUGUGGUGAAUUAAUAAAAAGAUUCUUUAAUUUCUUCACAGUUGAACCUUUUCUACUAUGUUACAUCCUACCUAUUGCUAUUUCUGGAUUAGCAGUACAAAAGUUGAAUAUAGAAAAAGCAUGUCGCGUAGACUUGAAUAUGUCUGAAGAAAUAUGUCUUAGAGCGGUGAACGGUGAUGUUAGUGAGAAUGACACGCUAGGAACAGAAGCCCAACUUAAUGCAACUAAACUGGUAGCAGAUAUGACAGCAUGGCAGAACCCUUUACAGAGCAGUUUCCCUGCUAUUGUAAUUCUGAAUGUAGGAGCGUGGAGUGACAAGACAGGCAACAGAAAAGCUUUGAUGCUGAUACCUGUUAUAGGCGAAAUUAUUUCUUCAAUUGGUCUGCUCUUUGCAACAUACUUCUUCCUAGAAUGGCCAUUGUGGGCGACUGCUUUAAUAGAAGCUUUGCCAUCAGCGCUGACAGGAGGUUACGCAAUCGCUCUGAUGGGCUCAUACAGUUUCAUAGCAGAUCUAACAUCAGUUGAAUCGAGAACAUUUAGAAUCGGAUUAGUUGGUAUUAUUGUGACAUUAGGUGUUCCAUUCGGCACAUCCAUCAGUGGCGUUUUAACAGAAGCUGUGGGUUAUUAUGGAAUAUUUGGCAUCAACUUGGGCAUAUACUUAUUCGCGUUUAUAUAUGCCUAUUUCAAGAUCCAUAAUGUGAGAACGGUUAAAUUGGAAGGAACAAGGAUGCAGAAAUUGCUUGAUUUCUUCCACCCCAGGAAUGUAUGGGACACGGUAUCAUUAGUCUUCAUGUCUCGAGGGAAGCAGUUGGUACAAAUAAUUCUGGUCAUUUGUGCGCAUAUCGUCAUCAUGGGACCGGUUUUCGGUGAAUCGGCGGUGCUUUUCUUGUAUGCUUUGACUAAGUUUAGCAUGAGUGUCGUCGAUCUCAGCUUCUUUAGUACUUAUUCCAUAUUGAUGGGUACUGCAGGCUCAGCAGUAGCAGUAACACUGUUCAGUAAGAAGCUGAAGAUGCAUGACACACUCUUAGGCAUCAUAGCCACAGCAUGUAAGACAGUCUCGGCAUACGUUUACGGGCUGGCUCCAACAAGAAACUGGUUGUAUGCUGCCCCAGUGUUCGAUUUCUUUGGAAAUUCAGGAGCUAUUGCCAUCAGGUCUCUUGGUACUAAAGUUGUGGAGCAGGAUAAAGUUGGUAAAAUAUGUUCAUUGAUUGGCUUCGUGGAAACUCUGAUACCUGUGAUAUACAUACCGUUGUACAGCAAGUUGUUCUCCAAUACUGUGGAAACUUUGCCCGGAGCUGUGUACCUGCUUGGUGGAACCAUGACUAUACCGGCAUUUUUGAUUUUUAUAGCACUGUACGUGAUGCACAGGCGACAAGAAAGAGACACAGUGAAGAACCCGGCUGAGAAGGAGAUGUAUGCGCAUGACAACGACGUCACCGCAUUAUAGUUUUAAAUACAAAAUUAUAAUACGUAAGAUAUAAUUAUAUUGCCAUAGUAAUGUUCUUAAGUGAAAAUUGAUUUACGAGUCAGAACACUUCGAGAAAUAUAGAAUACAUCACAAUGUGUGUUAAUGGAACUUCUAAGUGCAUUUUCGUCAUCAUAAGAAUGGGGCCCUAAAGUUGCUUGAAUUAAACGUGCCUUGAGGAGUAAAAAAAUUAAGUUGACACAUGAUACACUCUUACACUGUAUUUUGUGUGUUUUCUGUAUUUCAAGACAUGAUCAACAUUUUGUUAGAACGAGCCAUGUAUAUUAUUUGUAAUCAGUUUAACAUUUUGUAUUGUAAGUAAUUUGUGAUAAAUUAUGUUUUAAUAAUAUCAUAGAUAUAUCUAGUUCAUAAAAAUAAAAUAAUAUUAUAGGUACUAUUUUAGUUAUUCGGCCAUAUUUCACGGUUGAUAUUGUAACAGGUUUUAGAAACCUGAAUGAUUAACAUUAGGAUUAUUAUAUGAUUAUGCAAACAAAAUGAUAUCGUUAAUAAAUCUUGUUGU
Molecule: messenger RNA, 2198 nt
Organism: Helicoverpa armigera (cotton bollworm)
Lineage: Eukaryota; Metazoa; Arthropoda; Insecta; Lepidoptera; Noctuidae
Product: proton-coupled folate transporter
Exons: 5
Coding region: 110-1660 (516 amino acids)
Biological process (GO): transmembrane transport
Cellular component (GO): membrane
Molecular function (GO): transmembrane transporter activity
Source: RefSeq, a predicted model, not a curated record